ACUCCAGCAGAGAGGAGCAGUGUGUCUGAAGCACAUUCAGCACAGGCUCUUCAGCCAUUUUACUCACCCCCUGUGCGUUUUUAUUUGAUUUCCAUCUUAAGUUGUGAUAGAGAGGAAGCUCCUUGACGCACCAUGUUGUCGGUCACUUCAGCUGUUCAGCUCUGCAGAGUGUUCCUGUCUCUGCAGGUUGUUUUCCUCAGCGUGUGGAUGGUGCACAGCAGUACUUCAAAUGGAGACAUAAAAGACUGCAUUAGAUCCAGUGGUGUGGACUACAGAGGAGAGCAGCUGAGCUCCUCCUCAGGUCUGACCUGUCUCAACUGGACCAGCACUGACAGAGACUAUGAUGUUCAGAUCCAUCCUGAUUCACUCACAGGUGUUGGAGAUCACAACUACUGCAGAAACCCAGACUCCUCUCCGAGCCCCUGGUGCUACAUCGUGAGCCCAGACGGGACAAUCCAGAGACAGUCCUGUGCAAUUGAUACAUGCAAAGAACAAGCCUCUACUGAGCCAGCAGAGGCUGAAUCCCUCCACCCGACAGGAAGUGCUGCCCCCACAGAGAGCUUUCAGCUGGCCAAGUCGGGAGCUUCUCAGGGAGAAGUCGCUGUUGUGCAGCCAGUGAUGGGAAUCAGCCAGCGAGUGCACACAUCACCCAAAAGAAAAAAAGACCUUGGCACACCUGGCUACGUCCUCGGCAUACUCAUGGUUGCGAUUAUAAUCAUCCUUGGAGUAGGCAUCAUAGUUGGCUACUUCUAUAAGAGGGGUCGCGAUUUCAAGAAACAGCAUGACCAGCGGGUGUAUGAGCGUGAGAUGCAGAGGAUCAACCUGCCCCUGGCAGCAUUCUCAAACCCCACCUGUGAGCUGGUGGACGAGAACACCAUCGUGAUCACAGCCGAGCAUGAGACCACCCCGGUCCAGGAGGGUCUGGAGGGCGUGGAGGGCGGUGACCCCCUCAUGGGCCAGCCAGCCGGUACCCCUGGAGCCUGAGCAUGAGGCGUGUAGUCAUCAAACGGGACUAUGAUAUGUAAUUUUGGACCAAAACGCUUCCAUCUUCCAGUUUCUCCUUUUCUGCCUCCCUGAGUAACUUCUGCUUCUUAAAAAAGGAGAAAGGGAGCAGUCUUUACUCCAAAGACUUUAAACUGAAUGCUGUGUCCUUUGUGUCCCGUUCCCUUUGGCAUUUAUUCAAGAUAAGCUGAAACACAACGGACACUAUUUCGACAACUAGGAGCCAUCAGUGUCAAUCUGUUGUUAAUGAAUGGGUCUUUAAUAUUCAUAUUUGAUACAUUUGAUGGCCAAGAAGAUGUGGUCAUGGGCUGCCCCCUUAAACAACAGUAUAAAUAUUGAGUAUAUUAUGUAGUCCAAUGGACGUUGAUGAGUGUUACUAAUGGUGAAUAAGUUUUGAUUCCAUAUGGCGAUUGAGGCGUGGUUACAUGUGGAAUAUAUGGUUGAUUUCCAUAUGUGUUGACCCACUGGCUGUGCUGGAGACACAAGACUGGUUUGUUUUUGUGACACACUUGUGACAAGAAUCCAAAAAUAAUCCUCCUCUGAGACAGGAUGAGGGAUCAUGAGGUAAAACAGGCCCACUAAAGACAGGGGAAGGCCUUCAGCUCAAAUUGCCUUAGCAUGAUACUUGUGAAUGUAUUGUUCUAUCUUUUUCCUGGAUAUUGUUUUUUUUUCUCUUUUUGUACUUGACUUACAGGCCAAUGCUGUUAUAAAGUAUGACAGCAGCCAUUGGCCGACAUGAAAGAGGACAUGCCCUUUUCUUCCACAGGUUAAGGAGUGACAGGAAACGCAGAGUGCUCUCUGGACGCAUGAGAGACCGUAGUUAGUCCUCAGGACAAAAUAGCACUGCCACCAAUGCAGAAUAGAUGCAACCAGACAAAGAAAAAGCCUGAAAUGUUGUCUUUGCAGAGCAGGACUGUGCACGUGUGGGUGAGUGAGUGUGUGUGUGCAUGUGUGAGUGUGUGUUGAAGUUCUGAAGAAGCCUGGUGCCUAGAUUCGAUUCUGACAUUUGAGUUGUGCAUUUGAUGAUUCAGUUGAUGAUAUGGAGUAGAAUGGAAAAUGUCCAAAGUUCGGUGGUGUUCACUGAAAAUGAAUGCAUGUCCAUGUGCACCUGUUGCAUGUUUGUAAUCGGGAGCCUCUUCUCUUUGAAAGUAGAGCAACUCUCCGCAGAAAACAUUUUAGAGAAAACCUGCCUGAAAACAGAAAUCAUCAUAUGCAGAUGAUGUUUGUUGAUGCACAAGAUACACUGUUACUCCCCAGGUUGUUCUAUCACUCCUGAUUAUCUUUGUUGUGUGAUUAUUGCUGGAAUUCCAUCAUCACUGUUUAUCUUUGGUUACUGCUACUCUGUUAUGUUCACUGUCUGUGAGCUGGCUGUUAUUAUUUUGCUUCUUCAUACAUGCAAUGGCUCACAAUGCAGCGUUUGGUUUUAGUACUUGUAUUUGUAUGGAUGCAGAAUCUCACUGCCGAGACUGAAAUAAAACGUCAAACACA
Messenger RNA from Paralichthys olivaceus (Japanese flounder), 2490 nucleotides. It is a transcript of the gene pik3ip1, whose product is annotated as phosphoinositide-3-kinase interacting protein 1. Gene Ontology annotation, molecular function: endopeptidase activity; signaling receptor binding; phosphatidylinositol 3-kinase catalytic subunit binding. Gene Ontology annotation, biological process: negative regulation of phosphatidylinositol 3-kinase/protein kinase B signal transduction. Lineage: Eukaryota; Metazoa; Chordata; Actinopteri; Pleuronectiformes; Paralichthyidae. The record is from RefSeq and is a predicted model, not a curated record.